AUUGACAUUUUCUUGUUUAAAUUUUCACAGGCAAAGUACUCAGGUCAUUUCUAUAAAAAAGUAGCAAACUCAACUAUCAAACAUCAGAUUUUCGAAUAUCCUCUGGAUUGCAAUGCAUGGAACAAGACUAAUACAUGUCCAAGAACCUAUCCUACGUCCUAUAAACCCUUAAAUCCUAACAACUUAACAUGCCCUGAAUAUUUCAGAUGGAUUCAUGAAGAUUUAAGGCAUUGGAAAAACACAGGAAUCACUCGGGAAAUAUUGGAGAAAGCCAAAAAAUAUGCUAAUUUUAGAUUAGUAAUAUUGGAUGGGAAAAUUUAUAUUGAACGAUAUGAAAAAUACUCUAUUCAAACUAGACAUUUAUUCACAAUGUAUGGGAUUGUACAACUUCUAAGGUGGUACCCUGGGAAAUUGCCUGAUUUGGAGAUCAUGUUUGACACCAAUGAUCGGCCCGUCGUCGCCGCCAAGGACUUCCGGCAACCUAACUCCGGUCCACCGCCGUUGUUCCGGUACUGUUCAGAUUGGCGGAGUAUGGAUAUUGUUUUCCCUGAUUGGUCAUUUUGGGGAUGGGCAGAGACAAAUAUAAGACCAUGGAGAAGUAUGGUGAAGAAUAUAAAAGAAGGGAAUAAGAAAAGCAGUUGGAAGGAGAGAAUACCCUUUGCUUAUUGGAGGGGAAAUCCUAAGGUUUCUCCAAUUAGGAAAGAUCUUAUGAAGUGUAAUGUUACUCCAAAACAGAAUUGGGAUACUCUGUUAUAUAUCCAGGAUUGGGUUGAUCAAUCCAAAAAGGGGUACAAAGAAUCAAAUAUUGAAGACCAAUGCACCCACAGAUUUAAAAUAUAUGUAGAAGGAUGGGCAUGGUCAGUGAGUGAGAAGUACAUAUUUGCCUGCGAUUCUCCGACAUUGUACAUAACUCCACGUUACUAUGAUUUCUUCAUGAGAGGGAUGAUCCCGCAACAGCAUUACUGGCCCAUUAGAGAUACUGAUAAGUGCAAGUCUUUGAAGUUUGCUGUUCAAUGGGGAAACAAUCACACCGAUAAGGCACAAGCAAUAGGGAAGGCAGGAAGUGACUUUAUUCAUGAAGACAUGAAGAUGGAACAUGUAUUUGAUUAUAUAUACCAUCUGCUGAAUGAAUAUGCAAAGUUGCAGAAGUUUAAUCCAGUUGUUCCUCCAAAUGCAACUGAAAUAUGUUCAGAAUCAUUGGCAUGUCCUUCAGAUGGUAUUUGGAGGAAGUUUAUGGAAGAAGCCUUAGAGAAGUCUCCGAGUAAUACUGAACCAUGCACACUUCCACCACCUUAUAACCCUCAACAACUUAAGGCCUUUGUUGAACAAAAAGUUAAGGCUACAAAGCAAGUGGAGGCAAUGGAGGAUGAGUACUGGUCCCGGCUAAACAAGAAGCACUAGCUUGGUCCUUUUCUUAAAUUCCCUUGCUAAUUGUAUCCUCAUGUAUAAUACCUUAGUACUCUUCACAUAGAACUUCAACCUCUAUUCCUCUUGGAAUAAUCACUGGCAAUCUUGUUCUUUAGUGUACUUGUUUACAAAUGCUAUAUAUCUCUUCUAGAGUUUCUUCUAUAUAAGUCAUUCGGUAUUCGAAACUCAUUGCCCUAUUUAUCUGGAUUCAUGCCUGAUAUGUCCAUUAAGGAAGAUAUCCGUACGAAGAAGUUCUUCAUUUUCAGGGCUCAAAUCGAAGGCUUCUGGUUAAGGGUGGAGCGAUCCUAAUUAUCCCACCAUACAACUUAACCAUCGAUCAUAGGACCACGCGUAAAAGUGUUUAUGAAAGAUAAAAGGCUUAAACGUUCCAUCAUCAUCAGUGUUCCAUUUAUGUGGAGAUAGCUGGCUAGCUUCACUUUGGACAUUAUCUCUUCCCCGGUUUGCCAAAGCCAGUCUUUAGUUUAAAUCUCUGCUUAGGACCAUAAGUAGCCUUUCUGGUGGUUGAAUCAGAAAUGAUCUACUAUGUUUAGUUUCACUAUAUUUCUUUUGCUGAUAUCUUGAGGGCCACUUGCUGCAUCUCUAGUUUAACAGUUUCUCAU
Nicotiana attenuata is the source of this 2027-nucleotide messenger RNA. RefSeq names its product O-glucosyltransferase rumi-like. The transcript has 5 exons. The record is from RefSeq and is a predicted model, not a curated record. NCBI's taxonomy places the organism in Eukaryota, Viridiplantae, Streptophyta, Magnoliopsida, Solanales, Solanaceae. The annotation marks the transcript as partial.